This is a messenger RNA of Schistosoma turkestanicum, 674 nucleotides long. Lineage: Eukaryota; Metazoa; Platyhelminthes; Trematoda; Strigeidida; Schistosomatidae. The record is from the annotation of a GenBank genome assembly.
UUCACAUACAGUUUUCCCUAAUUUGCGUUAUCAUGCAACUUCUCUCUGUAGAACGCUUAAUAAUUAGUCCAACUUCAUAUGUUCAUUUAUCUGCAAAUUGUUUGACAGGAAUUAUUCUUCGUAACAGUUUCAAAUUAAAAGAUUGUUACAGAAAACAACUGUUGACCUAUGAAAAAGGACUUACCUUGUUACGAAAUACGGUAAAUGAAAAGUAUUACAAGAUAUUUAUAUACAAUGAUGCAUUGUUCAAAAGCCUGAUUCAGUCAAAGAAACGUAUAAGAAAUGAUUUAGCACAAAGAAAAAAACAGAUACUCAAUAUUUCAGAAAUUAUUUUGAAACAAAAAGAUCAAUUAGUCAAACUAUCAGAUCUGAUGAAGUCUCUUGAUACUCAUACGAAAAUUAACGUACGAAGUGGCUAUUCUUCAUUAGCAUUGGAGUCAUGCAUCAAUCGAAAAAUUUCGAUCUCUGCUAGUUCAAAAGCCAAUACGAUGGAAGAAACUUGUCAUAAAAACUUCCCAUACACUGAAACAGAUAUCAAGUCACUAGAUAACGCCAUCACCAUGCUGCACGUCAAAAUAAAAGAAUUUAACUUCGCGUUAUAUACGCAGAGGAUUCAGUUGAAUAUUCUUGCAGAAAUCGAGAGUGAAUUAUAUGGUUUAUCCAUUUCAAAGUGA